This is a messenger RNA of Schizosaccharomyces cryophilus OY26, 432 nucleotides long. RefSeq lists its product as uncharacterized. Lineage: Eukaryota; Fungi; Ascomycota; Schizosaccharomycetes; Schizosaccharomycetales; Schizosaccharomycetaceae. The record is from RefSeq and is a predicted model, not a curated record. The transcript is spliced from 3 exons. The coding region runs from base 1 to 432 and encodes 143 amino acids.
AUGAAUGCUUCUGAAAAUUCCAUCAAGUCUGUAUUAUGGUUGAUUAUCUGUCCAGCAAAGGUUGCUAGGAUUCCACAGGCUACUGUCAAAGUGUUGGUUCUAGGGGGUCUUUUUGCCGUUUUGGCUUUCUGGAUUUGCAUGUUUGUUGUUUCAUACUUGUUGGAUCUUUUCAUUCUGUUACUAGAUCAACUUAAUCUCUGGAUUGCUUCAAUUCUCGGUUUCGACACGACGUUGGAAAGAAACGACUUGGCGGGUGAUAAUCCCAUCCCACUGAAUACAAUCCCAACCGAGUCUCAAAACCUAUCAAAUGACCCUAAUAUUCUUGCAGACGAACAACCAUCUUCUGAAUGCGUUGAACAAUUUCCAGAAAGACAGCAGAAACCAAGUCAAUCUAGGGGCGUUGAAAGCACUUUGAAUUUGGAAAGCAGCUGA